Messenger RNA from Melanotaenia boesemani (Boeseman's rainbowfish), 5290 nucleotides. RefSeq names its product far upstream element (FUSE) binding protein 1 (gene fubp1). The record is from RefSeq and is a predicted model, not a curated record. Gene Ontology annotation, molecular function: mRNA binding. Gene Ontology annotation, cellular component: cytoplasm; nucleus. Bases 59 to 2083 code for a protein of 674 amino acids. Gene Ontology annotation, biological process: regulation of DNA-templated transcription. The transcript is spliced from 19 exons. NCBI's taxonomy places the organism in Eukaryota, Metazoa, Chordata, Actinopteri, Atheriniformes, Melanotaeniidae.
GCACGACGUGAAUGAAACCCGCCAUCUUGUAGCACCACCGAGGAGAAGAGCAGCAGAUAUGGCAGACUACAGCAGCGUGGCUCCCCCGUCCUCUAACGCCGGUGGUGGAAUGAACGAUGCUUUUAAAGAUGCUCUACAGCGAGCACGACAGAUCGCAGCGAAAAUCGGCGGUGAUGGUGUUGCGGCUCCCCCAACUAAUGAAUUUGGCUACGGAGGCCAGAAAAGGCCCCUGGAGGACGCUGGUGGGUAUUUUCCCAUGCCUAACCUGGAUAUCGAUCAACCAGAGACAAAGAAGGUAGCAACAAAUGAUGCUUUCUCCGCAAUGGGAGGAAUGGGUGGCCCCCCACGGUCAAUGUCAGAAGAAUUCAAGGUUCCCGAUGGAAUGGUUGGAUUUAUCAUUGGAAGAGGCGGUGAGCAGAUUUCACGUAUUCAGCAGGAGUCUGGGUGUAAAAUACAGAUUGCCCCUGACAGUGGAGGGAUGCCGGACAGGUCGGUGACUUUAACAGGACCACCAGAAUCAAUCCAGACUGCAAAGAGGUUACUGACCGAGAUAGUCGAGAAGGGACGUCCAGCCCCGGCUUUCCACCACAACGAUGGGCCGGGAAUGACUGUUCAGGAAAUCAUGGUACCUGCUUCUAAAGCCGGCCUUGUCAUCGGAAAAGGAGGGGAGACUAUCAAAAGCCUUCAGGAAAGAGCUGGAGUGAAGAUGGUCAUGAUCCAAGAUGGACCCCAGAACACGGGUGCAGACAAACCUCUCCGCAUCUCAGGAGAACCUUUCAAAGUUCAACAAGCCAAAGAGAUGGUGAUGGAGCUGAUCAGAGACCAGGGCUUCAGGGAGCAGCGGGGAGAGUAUGGCUCAAGGAUCGGAGGCGACAGUUUAGAUGUUCCUGUCCCACGGUUUGCAGUAGGAAUUGUUAUCGGGAGAAAUGGAGAGAUGAUCAAGAAAAUACAGAAUGACACAGGCGUCAGAAUUCAGUUCAAACCAGACGACGGUAGCACACCAGACAGGAUAGCACAGAUCAUGGGUCCUCCUGACCAGGCUCAGCAUGCAGCAGAGAUCAUUUCUGACCUGCUGAGGAGCGUCCAGGCUGGAGGUCCUCCAGGACAUGGAGGUGGCAGGGGGCGUGGUCGUGGGCAGGGCAACUGGAACAUGGGCCCCCCUGGUGGUCUGCAGGAGUUUACCUUCACAGUCCCAACCAUGAAGACUGGCUUGAUCAUUGGAAAAGGUGGUGAGACAAUCAAAGGCAUCAGCCAGCAGUCUGGAGCCAGGAUCGAGCUACAGAGGAAUCCGCCACCAAACGCCGAUCCCAACAUAAAGAUGUUCACAGUCAGAGGCUCCCCUCAACAGAUCGACUACGCCAGGCAGCUGGUAGAGGAGAAAAUUGGGGGCCCAGUUACCCCAAUGGGUGGCCCACACGGUCCCCCUGGUCCACAUGGAGGACCAGGCCCACAUGGUCCUCCAGGGCCACCUGGACCCCCAGGGGCUCCCAUGGGCCCAUACAACCCUGGACCAUACAAUCAGGGACCUCCAGGACCGCAUGGUCCUCCUGCUCCUUAUCAGCCUCAAGGAUGGGGUAAUGGCUAUCCACACUGGCAACAGGGACAACCUGACCCAAAUAAAGCAGCAGCUGAUGCCAACGCAGCAGCGUGGGCAGCCUAUUAUGCUCAGUACAGCCAGCAGCCGCAGGCCUCCAUGACUCCAACCAGUGGAGCUCCAGGCACGACUCAAGCCAAUGGCCAAGGUGACCCACAGGCUGCAGGUCAGAGUGGACAGACAGAUUACACCAAGGCCUGGGAGGAAUAUUACAAGAAAAUGGGUCAACAAAGUCAGCAGCCUCAGGACUACACGAAAGCCUGGGAGGAGUAUUACAAGAAACAAGGUCAAGCGGCCCCUCAAGCCGCUCCAGCAGCAGCAGCAGCUGCUGCCACUCAGCCCGGAGGCCAGCCAGACUACAGCGCUGCCUGGGCAGAGUACUACCGGCAGCAGGCUGCUUACUACGGCACAGCCAACCCUCAGGCUAUGGGUGCAGCACCACAAGCCCCUCAGGUACACACUCUAUUAGAAUCUGUUCUCCAACAUUGAUUUGCACUCAGUCUUUUUGCACAAUUACCAUCUUCCUUCCAUAGGGUUUUGCAGGGUUCCAGUGAUUGUAGCAGCCUCACAACCUUAACCAAACCUCUUCCUCCCUAAACAGGCUUUUUUUUCUUUUCUUUUUUUAGCUUUUUAUUUUGGGAAGCUGAGUCCACUGUUUCUGCUGUUAACAUGCAAUGUAUCUUCUAUGUAUUUCUUCUGCACAGGGCCAGUAAUGUGAAGUGGACAUAAAGUAAAUGCUACAUUGUCGAAACAAAAUCCUUUGUUAAAUGUUUGGAUGCAGACGCCUUGAUGAAGAUCUUAAAUUUCCUUGGUUUGAAAGUGUUUCACAUAGAUGGCAGAUAACCCGGAGAACACGUCCUCAGAUUUUUUUUUUUUUUCUUUUUUCUGUUGUUUUUUUUUUUCUUUUUCUUGUAAAUGCUUUGUUUUUAGUGAGGUAAUUAUACAUAUGGUCAUUCCAGCCCUGUAUCUACAUUAAAUGUGGUUAGAAGUCAUGUUUAUUAAACUGUAGACAUUACCAUGUAAAUCAUCUCAGUUUUAAAAAUGCUAUUGCCUGUUGUGUUUUUGCAAUAAAACAAACUGAAACCUCCUGUGUUGGUAAGUUGGGGUGGUUCACAGCAAAUGGGUUGAAGCAUUUCUGUAUGUUUUUGUUUACCUGGGGUUGGGGAGGUUGAAAUGAAAGCCAUGUGUGGGUUCAGUUGUUCCAAAAGGUUGACUUGGAAGUUGUGCUGUCCUGUCUCUCUCCAACUGUCUAUAAGGCUUGUAGAAAACAUGCGAGUGCAAUGAUCCAGAGUGGCUCAGAUCGACAAACGUCCUUAUGAAUUCUGUUUCCCGACUUUAUUUACUGUAGCUGUAGACUCAUGUUUUGUUCUAAGAAAGUUGACAGGUAUCUGAAUCGUCUCUCAUGCAUUAAUUGCGUUGCUGUGGCCCUUUUUUAUUUUGCUUUUGCCUGGUUUGCAGAUAUUGUUGAGCUUGUAUUUUUUUUUUUUGCCUUGAUAGUCACUUCCUCCUCCACAGGCAAGUUUAGAAAAGCGGUAAGCAGGUAUUCUGAACAUGUUCCUCAGAAAAUGUGGUUUCAAGAAAUGUUGCAUAUUUUUAGUGUCCUUUUUUGUGCUGUUCUUUUUCCAGGACAGUCAGGUAAAUUGCCACUGUAUUUUAAAACAUGUAUGGAAACAUUUGCCUUGCCCAUUUCCAAAUGUGUAUAAAUUUGUUUUUUUAAAAUGUUUUUUUAAUAUAAAAACAUUGCAAAAAUCGUCUUUGCUGUGCCCAUUCUGUUAGUGUUUAUCCAAUAUAAGAACAUAGAUGCUGUAGGGUUGGGGGUGGCUAAGCAGUCUCAUCAACCAUCAGUUGAGCCCUCCUGUAAUGUAAGUACAAAACUGACUUGAUUGACGAAUACUUUAUGCUUUAUAAACUGCAGACGAUGUAGUAUUUUUGUCAAAAAUUGCUAUUUUUUUCCCCUGUCCUGGGUAAGUAUGAAAUGUUCUGAGAGGCAUAGUAUUCCAAACGUUUUAAUGAUUCUUGUACCACAUGUUUCUGAGACUUUUUCGUGACUCCCAUUGAUUGCAUAACAUGUAGACUUUGAGUCUUUACAGUAUGAUGUAGAUUGUGUAGGUAGCAUUUCAGUGCCAGCUGGUUUUUCUGAACUGAGGGUUUGAAUGUCAGUACUGUUACAUUGCUGGUAGGAACUGUGCAAGGAUGUGGUUUUUGCGUUCUGAAUAUCUGCCCUGCUGAGUGCCAUUAAGUUCACAUUUUUACAUGCCAUUAAUUGCAACAUGUUGCUUAGAAAUCUACAGUUCCAGUUUAGCAUGCUUAGGUUUCUGCUGAUGAUUUCUUUACAUGUUCCAUAUAAGCAUGUGGAAUGCUAGUAGUGGAAGUGUUUAUGAUUAGCUCAGUACUGAUCAUUUCUGAUGGAGCACUGUUGUGAAAGGCUGUUUUUAAAGACAGAAUAUUUGACUGCAUUGUUCACUGAUGGCAAACAGUGCAAUAUAUCUGAUCUUUGCAGUGUCAUCCCAGACCUUGCACCUUAGGUUCUGCUGCAUAACACAGGUAAGCGAAGCCUAAGGAAACAAAGUGUUUUUGUCCAGUGAUUAUGAGCCAUUUAUAUAUACAUACAUAUGCAAAGAAAUGCUUACCUGUGUCGUUAACACGCCUCAAUGCAUAUAUGCCUCGUCGUUAAAGAAAUGUCCGUUUUGAGGAUCUGUUUUCAUUAAUGAACUGCAUGAUGAGCUGUAUCACUUGUUACGUGAAGUUUUACUCUUGAAAAGUGAUUUUUCCCACCCAAAAAAAAGUUGCACAAGUGGAAAUGCUCUUGCAAAUAUCUGCUUAAUAAUUGAUAAAGGCUUUGUCUUUGCAUCUGGUAAGUCUGACUGCGACUGUAGAAGGAUGCUUUAAGUUGACACUGGUGUAACCAACUGCAUGCCAUGCAAACCUGUUGCCAGAAGUUAGCAAUGUGCUCAAAUGCUAGGUGGAAAACGGUGAAGUACGUGACCUUUUUUCUUUUCUGUUUUUUGUUGUGUGAAUCUGCCCUCAAGUGCAGUGCAUAUAUAUAUUAUUGAAACACUGCUGCCUUCACUUCUCGCUCACAGUGUUGGAGGAUGCUGCAGGCUUAGGUCGUAGAAUCAGGCCCUGUCGUAGUUUGCCCCCCCCUUCUCCCCAAAAGGAGGAAUCCUUUGAGUCAAUCCCACUGCUGAGCGUAGACCGUUCAAGAGCUCCAGUGAUAAGGUAAAGCAGCAACGCAAUGAAAUUUUAAGUCUGUGAUUGCAAAGUGAUGGUCAGAAUAAUGUUUUGACAGCCUGGAAUUUUUUUUUUCUCCUUACCCAUGAUGACAUAGUAUACUUAGAGCUGUUUGAUGGUUUGUGAAUGCCUUCAUCUGUAACUGUACUUCAAAAAACUUCAGAAAGUUGGAUGAGAGCAGGAACUGAUAUACUUCAAUGAUCCAUGCAGCAAUUUUGGAGGUUCAAUUUAAAAUCACUUCUUUUGUAGUUAAAGGGUUUAUGGAUUGAGGUUGUCCACUCUGUGGGAGUUGCUCUGUUUCAAUUUGGAAAUCGAGGGGGGUGUAGAGGACAGAACAAGGAGCAUGCCUUAGAGGUAAACAAGGGUUCAUGUGCUGUGUAUAUGAAAUCUAUUGGUUUGUUUUUUGAAUUAACUUUGACUAUUGAGAUGUUGCCAUGUUCAUAAAUAAAGUUGUUAAAAACUGGA